UUCCUACCUCUUUCUACCCAUCUCUUUUUCUCUCUUUCCUUUCUUCAUCCUCUGCCUUUCUUUCAUUCCUAUCAUCUCCUUCAUCUCUUUCAUUUCUCACAACCACACUAAUUAAUGGAGAUGAAGAACGAGAAUGAGAAUGAGAGUCACGACGAGUCGGUGCAACAGAUUCAACAUCCUUUUCAUAAGGAACAUCCCUUGGUGUUAGUGGCAGAGCAAAGCAAUAAAGGUCUCAAAGCUCACUGCCAUGGAUGUGGGGAACUGCUUUCAGCUCCAUGCUUCACUUGUAUUCAUUGCAAUUAUCACCUUCACAAGCAAUGUGCAGAGGCACCCAUUAAAAUUCAUAAUCACCCACUCCAUCCUAAGCACUCAGGCAUAGGUCUUUUUCUUCGACAAAGGCCAAUUUCUUCUAGCAGGGUAUAUGGUUGUGCAUUAUGCAAGGAAAAACGUAACAUGUUUUUUUUAUGAAUGUGAUUGGUGUUAUUUUUCCAUUGACAUCAAAUGUGCUCAAUUAUCCUCUUCAUUUAAGUUUAGCCAACUGUCCAAACAUGACAUCCACCAACAUCCAUUGACCUUCAUAGAAAGUCCCAUGGCCAUAGAUGUACUCAAAAGAUUGAACUGCUGCUGGUGUCAUGAACCAUUGACAGAUGCUAUAUUUUUUUGUUUCGAUUGUCCAUCAUUCAUCAUUCACAAGAAAUGCCUUGAUGAGUUACCCACUGAAAUUGAUCACCCUACACAUCGCUUACACCCUCUUAUUCUUAACCGUAGUAAUAGUGAUUACUUGUGCAACCUAUGCCAAAAGCAACAAUCCGGACCUUUUUACAGUUGUUCUCUUUGCCAUUUUAACAUCAAUGUUGAAUGUGCUUGGCCGAGGUCUACUGUUGAAGAUAAAAGCUGCCAUCAGCACCUAUUCUCCUUACUUUGGAGACAAGGUUCAUUCAUUUGUGAUGCAUGUGGCACUGAGGGAAAUUAUAUUUCUUGUAUAUGUUUGAAAUGUUGCAUCGAAGUCCACAAGAAAUGCACUUCACUCCCACACAUUAUCAAAUUUUCUCGACAUGAUCAUUGCAUUUUUCACAAAUAUUUUCUUCAAACACAAGAGCUUACAAAGCAAGAUUGCAAGAUUUGUUUCAAUGAAGUGAGACUAGAGCGUGGGAGUUACUCUUGUGUAAAACAAGGUUGCAAUUACGUUGUCCAUGUGAAUUGUGUCUUAGAGGAUGAAGAGUUGUACGAGUUAAUUGAGGACGAAAAGCAAUGUGAGGAGCUUGAAGAAAAAUCUAUGCAGUCUUCCAUCAUUCGUGUUAUUGAGGUGAAUGAAGCUGGGGAAGCUACAAAGAUUCAACAUUUCAGUCAUCAACAUUGCUUGGUGUUAGCAGACAAGAUGGAGGAGGAAAUUGAUAGAAAAUUUGAUGGGUGCAUGCUACCUAUCUCAAAUAUUUUCUAUUAUUGUUCAGAAUGCCCCUUUUUUCUUCAUAAAACCUGUGCUGAAUUGCCAAGAAUCAAGCAACAUUGGUUUCAUCAAAGCAAUGCCACCCUCAAUUUCGACAGCUUCAAGAAAUGUAACUUUUGCAGUCAAUAUUCUAGUGGUUUCUUCUAUAGAAUUAGAUAAUAUAUGUACAUGUGCACAAGGUGUGCUAAAGUUGCUGAUAUCAUUGAAUGUGAAGGACACCAACACUUUCUCUUUUUUGAUUUCAAAUACAAGGAGAAAUGUAAUGGUUGUGGCAUCAGGUGUUGGCGUGGUGCAUUCAGAUGUGGAAAGUGCAGAUUUGCUUUGGAUUUUGGAUGCUUAACAUUACCACAUUCAGCUCUUCAAAAAAUUGAUGAACACAAGCUAAAGCUUACUUAUCAUGAUGAUAAUGAGCAAAGUUAUUGUGAUAUUUGUGAGCAAUAUAGAGAUCCAAGGCUUUGGUAUUAUUCUUGUUCAAUCUGUGAUACUUCUGCUCAUCCCGAAUGUGUUCUUGGACAAUUUCCAUUUCUCAAGGAUGGGAGCACAAUUGCUUUUUAUAAACACAGCCAUGGUCACCAUCUUAAAUUUUUUAGGAAGGUUGAGGGCUUCCCUAAAUGUUCUAAGUGUAGUAAGUUUUGCCAAGAAGAAAUUUUCAAAUGUAAAGAGUCUACAUGCGAUUAUAUUGUCCAUUGCAAAUGUCUGGAUUUCUACGUUUAAAGCUUUGUGAUGUGUUUUGCUCAAAUGGAAAGCACUAGAGGUUUUAUCCGAUCCAAAGAGUUCGCAAAGGAUUUGACAUUUCAUUCCUACUUCUUCGAUGAAGGAUGUUCUAAGUGUGUUUUGAUUUAAGUGUUGCUUUGUUUAAAAUUUGUUUGAGUUUAUAUGAUUUGAACUCACUAUUACUUUGUUA
Gossypium raimondii (Peruvian cotton) is the source of this 2351-nucleotide messenger RNA. RefSeq lists its product as uncharacterized. The transcript has 2 exons. The coding region runs from base 422 to 1606 and encodes 394 amino acids. NCBI's taxonomy places the organism in Eukaryota, Viridiplantae, Streptophyta, Magnoliopsida, Malvales, Malvaceae. The record is from RefSeq and is a predicted model, not a curated record.